Coccinella septempunctata (seven-spotted ladybird) is the source of this 965-nucleotide messenger RNA. RefSeq lists its product as uncharacterized. The record is from RefSeq and is a predicted model, not a curated record. NCBI's taxonomy places the organism in Eukaryota, Metazoa, Arthropoda, Insecta, Coleoptera, Coccinellidae. The transcript is spliced from 2 exons. The coding region runs from base 30 to 404 and encodes 124 amino acids.
CUUCGCAAAGCCGGCUCCGGGCACAUGCCAUGGGGGUUAACAGUUACCAAUAUCAUCCAACCAGGGUAGUUUGGAACACCAGACAGCGUCGUUGGCUCCCCUUUGUGACGGUGGUGCAAUUCUUCGAGGGUGUUGGAGUCAGCAGCAGUUGUAGGUUGCAUAAAAAUGAGAGAAAAGCAUUUAGUAUACUGAUAUCCUGGAGCAGAGGGAUAACAGGGUGUACGGUGGAAUUUCGGAAGAAACGGUGUUGUGGGAUACCACUUAUCUACACAAUGACAGUCAGACGGCCCUGUUUGGUGGUAAUAAAAACUGCACAGAACAAACAGAACUGUACGGAACAAAAUCUUCCAACACUGGCAGACCUGGCUAGAUCCAUCGGUUAUGGUGGAAUCGCGGAUAUAUAGGUAUGUACAUUUUGUCAGUUAAUAAGGAGAUACAAGUAUAAGGCUCUAUUUCACUCACCUGGGCACUUAUUCGGUGAAAGCAGCGGUAGUACCCCAAUACUAACCUAUUUACAAUGAUGAAUAUUAUUUUUAACGGUAAUAGAGGAGUGAAAUAGAGUCAGACAGAACGGAUGUAUCCCAUUUAUUAUCGGUGCAUGCCAUAAUAUAACAGUACGGUUGGUUUUUAUUACGGUUGCUAUACAGCGUACUUACUAAUGAUCAGACGGAUGGAACGGUUUUAAAUCCUUCACAUGAAUAUUGGUGAUUUUCUUACCACUGUCAUCUUUCAGGUCAUAAACAACGGGUGAAAUCACUUUCACAACGGUAUACGGACCAGAGAACUUCGGAGCCAACUUGGCUGCAAAGCUAUCAACGUCAGACGACAGCGGAUUAGGACGGCGCAGAACUCUAUCACCGACAUAAAAACGAACUUCUCUUCGACGGAGGUUGUAAUGGUGAGCUUGCUGCUCAAAUGCACGGUACAACCUGGUAUUGACAAACUCAUAGGCCUGCUGAAGAUGA